ACAGAGGGGAUGGAUGGAUGGAUGGAUGGAUGGAUGGAUGGAGAGAUAAAUGAGAAAUGGAUAGAUGGAUCGUUAACAGACUAAGCUCCUGGUGUGAGCUGGCCUUAUCUGAGACAUACUUUUGCAACAUAUUCACACACACCCUGUGAUGGAUGCCUUUAAGGGAUUGUGCUGGCUUUCUGUUGUGCUAAUUAGUUUCAGGUCAGUGUGUGUUAUGGAGCUGUGUUUGUGAGUGUGUGUGUUGUAAGCCUGGUUGAUCCCUCUCGCAAACGUCACUCUCGCUCUACCGACUUUUCCGAACAGCCCAGAUCCAGCUGCUGUUCUCGGUGGGAUCAGGAGGACGUUAUAACGCAGGUUCCCUUCCCGUGUGUAUUCUUAGCGUCCAACACACACUACAGACUGAGUCACUCAGAGUCAUGGGAUUAAAACCUUGAUGACUAACAUCACACCCAAUGAGUGAUGCUUCUCUAUCUGGACACUUGCCUCGAUCUUCUCUGUUUUUUUUAAGUCAGCCCUGAUCAAAGCCAAGAGGAUGCAUCAACCUGGGAAAAGAAGUUAUGUCUGGUUUGGAAUCCUUCCAGACACUAGGCAUCAUUUCUGAGAUGGUUUAAAGCUGACCGACUUGGACCAGAAAUUUAAAGGCUUGUGACUCUGGAUACAGAUGGGGAAUAUAGGCUGGAAAAACCAGCCAUCCAUAGAGGAGGCCGACCCUGACCCUGGUCAGGAAAUUCAACAGGAUGCAGACUCUCAGAGGUCCCACCUGUCCUCCUUCACCAUGAAGCUGAUGGAUAAGUUCCAUUCGCCCAAGAUCAAGCGAACGCCUUCCAAGAAGGGCAAGCAGCAUACGCCGGAGCCGCCCGCCAAAAGCACGGAGAAACCAGUCAACAGGAAGGUGAGCCGAUUGGAGGAGCAGGAGAAGGAGGUGGUGAGUGCGCUGCGCUAUUUUAAAACCAUCGUGGACAAGAUGGCGGUGGACACCAAAGUUCUGCAGAUGUUGCCAGGGUCCGCCAGCAAAGUGUUGGAGGCCAUUCUGCCCCUCGUACAGGUGGAGGCCAGGAUCCAGCAUAGCUCGGCCAUUGCCUCCUGUCAUAACCGAGUGUAUCAGAGUUUGGCUAAUCUCAUUCGCUGGUCCGACCAGGUGAUGCUGGAAGGCAUUGACCUCGACGACAAGGACACUGUGACAACUGUUACCGCGGUGAUAAAGGCGGUGCUGGACGGUGUGAAGGAGUUGGUGAAACUAACUAUAGAGAAGCAGGAGCAUCCAUCCCCAACAUCCCCCAACAAGCCAGUAAUCCCUGCAGCCAAAACAGAAAGUGUAUGUGAGAUGCCUCUAACAGAGCGGGAGAAGGAAAUCCUGAGUAAGACCACACCAAUCGCCACGCCCACAGACAGCUUGACUGAUAUUUCUGAGGAGGAAGUGGCUCCACCCAAGCCUCCGCUCCCUGGACUGAAGUUAGCAGAACACAGGAGCAGGAUGCAGUUGUGCUCCGAUCCUGUUGCCGGGCAGUGGAGGGCCACAGUGAUGGAAACCCCACCAGCUUUACCUCCAAAGAAGCGUCAGUCUGCACCCUCUCCCACACGAGUUGCCAUUGUAGCGCCCAUGAGCCGGACUAACUGUGGCCUCAACCUGCCACAUAAACAGCAGGAGUAUGAGGUGGACCUCCUCCAGAGACGUUUUUCUGGCGGCAGCCAAUCAUACGGCGGAGACUCUCCCCGCCUCUCGCCCUGUAGCAGCAUGGGAAAGCUCAGCAAGUCUGACGAGCAGCUUUCAUCCCUGGAGAGAGACAGCGGCCAGUGCUCGCGCAACACCAGCUGCGAAACACUCGAUAACACAGAAGGGUACGAUCCCGACUACGACUUCCUCCAUCAGGAUCUUUCCGUAUCCGAGCCUUUACCGUUUCCCACAGGUCCCAGCAGUUGCCUGAGCCCUCUCCCAGAAUGCCUCAGUGAAUCUCCGUCCCCUGGCCCCACCCACUCCCGCUUCAGUGCCCCCCUGACCAGCCAGAGCUCUCUGGAUCAAUGGACUCCACCCUCCUCUGCUGGGGCGUCCAAUGGGGAGCAGCCCCCCGCCCUGCCGCAGAAGAAGCGGCGUUCGGCUCCGAUCCUGUCGACCUGCCAGCUGUACGAGCGGCUGCCGUCACAAUACGACAACUUCCCCGAGGAGGACUCGCCCACCCCGCCGUUUCCAUUGGUAACACCUGUGUCUCCCGGGACGCAGUGUAACGGGGGCGGAGUCCAGUCUCCGAGUUUCUCCAGUGACAGCCCUCCACCUCUACCAGAGAAGAAGAGCAAAACUAUCAUGCAGUACAUGCAGUUUGUGGAGGAUUACUCGGAGCCACAGCCGUCUGUCUUCUACCAGACCCCGCAGAGCGAGCGCAUCUAUGAGCAGCGGCGGAACAAACACUUCCAGGAGGUUUACGGCAUUCACGAGUCUUACAGCAGCUCGGAUUCAGUGCAUGAGCCCCCGCCACCACCUGCCCUUCCGCCAAAACAGAGACAGCUGGCACCUCAUUCUUCCUCUCCCUCCUCCUCUUCUUCCUCUUCCCUUUCACUUCUCCCUCCUUCCGCUGGUGUUCCGGAGGAGGCGGAGUCUGCUCUUGGUCUCAGCCUAUCUAUGUCUAACUCCUUCCUUAGUGGCCACGCCUCUCUGACCACACCCAUGAGCGAGAGUGCCAAUGAUGAAGGUGGAGAGGGAGAGGGAGAGGGAGAAUAUGUGAAUCUGUACUCCGCCACACAGGCCAACGGUGACGCUACACACCACCCAGAUGUGCCCACACACUGUGAUGAUGUCAUUCAGGACCCCGCCCCCCAUAUACCCCCGUCCAAUAGUAAGGAGGCUUUAGCCAAGGACAGGUUGAAGUCUGUGGAGUCGAGUCACUCUGUCCACGAGGAUGUGGAUGAGCUUUCACUGGUGGAUCAUAAAGAGAUCAUGACCCGCAUCACUCUCAAAGCCGAGGGUGAUGAUGGGCCUGAUGUGAGAGCUGGCUCCAGUGAUAUUCUGUUAGUCCACGCUACAGAAACGGAUCGCAAAGACCUGGUCUUGUAUUGUGAAGCUUUCCUGACGACGUACAGGACCUUCAUCAACCCCGAAGAUCUCAUUAAAAAGCUCCACUACAGAUAUACUCAUUUCUGCCACAGUCCGGACACGUUUAAGAAGCGCGUCAGUAAGAACACCUUCUUUGUGCUGGUGAGGGUGGUGGAUGAGCUCUGUCUGGUGGAGCUGACUGAGGAUAUCCUGAGGCAGCUGAUGGACCUGGUGUUUCGACUGGUGUGUAACGGGGAACUCAGUCUGGCUCGGGUUCUCCGCAAGAACAUUCUGGAUAAAGUGGAACAGAAGAGACUACUGCGACACACACACAUCCUCAAACCGCUCGCUGCACGAGGGGUCUCUGCUAGACCCGGCACCCUGCAUGAUUUCCGCAGUCAUGAGAUUGCUGAUCAGCUCACGCUUCUGGAUGCCGAGCUCUUCUACAAGAUUGAGAUUCCAGAGGUACUUCUGUGGGCGAAGGAGCAAAACGAGGAGAAGAGUCCCAAUCUGACUCAGUUUACAGAGCACUUUAACAACAUGAGCUACUGGGUGCGCUCUAUAAUCAUCCAGCAGGAGAAAGCUCAGGACAGAGAGAAGCUGCUGCUCAAGUUUAUUAAGAUCAUGAAGCAUCUGCGGAAGCUGAAUAACUUCAACUCAUAUUUGGCCAUUCUGUCGGCUCUGGACUCUGCACCAAUCAGGAGGCUCGAGUGGCAGAAGCAGACGUCAGAGGGUUUGGAGGAGUACUGCACUUUGAUUGACAGCUCGUCCUCUUUCCGAGCUUACAGAGCAGCGUUAGCUGAUGUGGAGCCACCCUGCAUCCCUUACCUGGGGUUGAUCCUGCAGGACCUGACCUUCGUUCAUCUGGGGAAUCCAGAUCUUAUUGAAGGAAAGGUGAAUUUUUCAAAGCGCUGGCAGCAGUUCAACAUCCUCGACAGCAUGAGACGCUUCCAACAAGUACACUACGAGCUGAAGCGGAACGACGACAUCGUUACCUUCUUCAACGACUUCAGCGACCACCUGGCGGAGGAGGCGCUGUGGGAGCUGUCCUUAAAGAUCAAACCACGGAACAUCACACGCCGCAAAACAGAGCGCGAGGAGAAAACCUAGAACCCUGUGAGCUAGAACCUCUUCCACAACGCUUUACGGCCAGGCGGCGUGAAGCUAGCCUUUCGGUGGUGAGCUAAAGGACGGGAUAAAACAAUUACAAACCUUUGCUGAAAGGAGGAGACUGAAGCAAACGCAAUAUACUUUCCCCCAGGGGAGAGGCGGAACAUUAUACAGAUAUAUGCAUAGACACACGUGCACACACACAGUGUAAGACUUAACUUGUAUAUAUGCAUAUUUUGUGUGUGUGUGUGUGUGUGCAUGUGUGUAUGUGUGUGCAUGUUUGUGAGAGGAAGAUGCAGAUAUUUGGGAGGGUUUGGUUAAUCUGGAUCACUGUUUAUGCAUCAGAGAAGACCAGACGCACUCAUAAAUACUCAAACCCAGUGAACUCGAGCUCGAACAACGCCCGGCUCAAACUGGAGCAGCUGGACGUUCUGCUGGACGACCGCUGGGAUCUGAGACGGGAAACAGAACAAGUGAAAUCAUGUGGGAAAACUAAAGACUUUGGGUUAAACUGGAUUUUGUGCGUAUGUGUGUGUGUGAGCGAGAGAAAGUGUGUGUGUGUGUGUGUGUGUGUGUGUGUGUGUGUGUUUGAGAGAGAAAAAGAGUAAAAGUAUUUGUCUCCGUCCCGAUGGCAUCAGCCAGCUAGACCAGACUGUGAUGUCACAAGUAGGGGUGGGGUAGCUACGUGUUGCCAGGCAACAGUUUGCGUAUAAGUUGGGUUGUUUUUAAUUGAAUGAUAUAUAUUGUGUAUGAUAUUGCUGAUGUACAGCUGCGGCGUGUAUUCUCUGCGUAUAUAGGAAGCAGUUAUGAGGAGAGGAGAACAGGUGGGUCUUUUUGUAUCUCAAACCAAACAAUUUAUGCACUAAAAAAGAAAAGAAAAAAAAAAACAUCAACAAAAAGCAAAAACAUUAGGACUGACGAUGCUGUGAUCUCUGUCAAUUUGUUCCAGUGUCCACGUGCGUGUGUGUGAGGAUGUGUGCAAGUCAACCAGUCUUUAAGUGUGCAAGGGUGUGUGUGUGUGUGUGUGCGCGUGUGUGUUGUGGUGUUGCUGUAAAUUCCUGGGAAAUUGUUUUGUGCUACACUCACCACAUAUUGUGCUUUCAUCCACCAAUAAAACUGCUCUUUCUAUAUAUGUA
This is a messenger RNA of Astyanax mexicanus (Mexican tetra), 5271 nucleotides long. RefSeq names its product Rap guanine nucleotide exchange factor (GEF) 1b (gene rapgef1b). The transcript is spliced from 26 exons. Bases 662 to 4135 code for a protein of 1157 amino acids. The record is from RefSeq and is a predicted model, not a curated record. NCBI's taxonomy places the organism in Eukaryota, Metazoa, Chordata, Actinopteri, Characiformes, Acestrorhamphidae. Gene Ontology annotation, biological process: Ras protein signal transduction; positive regulation of GTPase activity. Gene Ontology annotation, molecular function: guanyl-nucleotide exchange factor activity. Gene Ontology annotation, cellular component: plasma membrane.